Messenger RNA from Trifolium pratense (red clover), 1412 nucleotides. Its product is annotated as fasciclin-like arabinogalactan protein 14. The record is from RefSeq and is a predicted model, not a curated record. Gene Ontology annotation, cellular component: plasma membrane. The transcript has a single exon. Bases 172 to 1119 code for a protein of 315 amino acids. NCBI's taxonomy places the organism in Eukaryota, Viridiplantae, Streptophyta, Magnoliopsida, Fabales, Fabaceae.
AGCUCCUUAUUAUUUGGUUGAACAAAUCAGACCAAGUCUACUUACAAUGAUGCUUGAGUAAUGGAUCAUAACCCACAACAAAUUCUAUAUAAAUAACUCAUUACUACUCAUCUUUCUCAAAUCACACACAUCUAUAGUUAUCUCUUUCCUUUCUCUCUCUCACUAUCAUCAAUGUUCAAAAUGUGUCUCUCAUCAUCCUCCAUGUUGUUCUUAUUUUCACUAACAAUAAUAAUGUUGUUUCCCUUAUCUGUAACCUCUUUUGACAUAACAAAGUUGCUGUCCGAAUUCCCUGCAUACAGCACUUACAGCAACUACCUUACCCAAACCCAGCUAGCAACCGAAAUAAACACCAGGCAAACAAUAACAGUACUUGCUGUCGAUAACAGUGGAAUGACACCUAUCUCAGGAAAGCCAAUGGAUGUUAUCAAAAAGAUAUUAAGCGUCCACGUCAUCCUCGAUUACUAUGACGAUAAAAAAUUUCAGAACAUGAGAAAUCAAAAUGUAACUGUCACCACUCUAUUUCAAGCCAGUGGACAAGCUAAGGGACAGGAGGGUUUCUUGAAACUCACUGAUCUAAGCCCAGGUGCCGUCACUUUUACGUCUGCUUCUGAUCCUAAUGGACCAGGUGCUGAUUUGGUUAAACCUGUCCUCGAACAACCAUACAAUAUUUCAGUGGUGCAGAUCAGCACUGUCAUCAUGCCACCGUCUCUGCUUCCUUCCUCCAAUGCCACAUCACAUGCUCCAGCCCCAGCUCCUGUUGUAUCCCCUGCUCCGGUGGAGUCACCUGUCCCAGAGACCAUACCAUUUACAAUGCCGCCAGUGCCAGUGGUAUCACCAGUUCCAGUAGUUUCGCCAGCACCAAUAGCAGGUCCAGUGAAGUCUCCAGUGCCAGUUGUAUCGCCAGUUCCAGUUUCCGCACCAGUUGCAGUUCCAGCGCCUGUACCGGUAAUGUCACCAGGGCCUGUACCGGCAAUGUCACCAGCUGAAGCUCCUAAGAAUGAAGAGGGAGCUAAGUCAGGGGUGAUGAAGUCUGAUGCGAACAAUGCUUUAGCUCUUUUCCUUACUUUUUCGUCAAUCUAUGUGCUGCUGUCUACCUCCGCGUAUAAUGCCUACUCAUGAUUAAUUACCAUAAUACUACACCAUAGCAAGUAAAGGAGGACAACACAAGGUUCUUUUGGAAAUAGUACAAUUUAAUUUUCAAUUCCAGAAAAUGUCAUUGUUAUGUUUAUUUGAAAGAAUGCAAUCAUUUGAUUUGCAUCAUCCCCGAGUUCAUAAAUUGUUUCCCAUUUCUGGGGAUGGCCAGUAGCAAUAAUAGCUUAUAAGGCUAGCUCACCAAUGCCUCUGCGACUAAUCGCUGAAAAUAUUAUGUACUGGCUUACUUUGAGUUUGAAUACUGGAAUAACUUCUUUAUA